AUGAAUCUGAGCUCCCCAUUACUCGCUUUGCCCGAAGAAGGAAAGAAAAGGCGGACGAAGCUGAUCCGAUUGAGAAAUGGGCACUACAGAAGAAUCGUUGACAUCUCGAAUACUGAUGAAAGGAAAUUAAUUCCCAGCAUGUGUCGUUGUGCUUGCGUCACCCCCCGAAAGGAUGAAGUUGAGAACGAAGGCAAAUGGGAAGACGCGAAAAAGGCCAAGAGCUCACAGGAGUAUGACGAAACGAGCGAUUACGUGGAGUCCGAAAAGAAAGAAUCGUACAUGCUUGCGGUGAACGAAGAGGACCAAACGGAGGACAUGUAUUCUAAAACAAUCUCCUUCACGUCUAUUACGCCUACGAGCAUAAGGAGUGAGGAGCCGGAACCUCGCAGGAAAUUAUCCCUGCUGGAUGUGAAGGAGGAAGAGGAGGAGGAGGAGGAGGAGGAGGAGGAAGAGGAGGAGGAGGAAGAGGAAGAGGAGGAGGAAGAGGAAGAGGAAAAGGAAAAGGAAAAGGAAAAGGAGGAAGAAGAAGAAGAAGAAGAAGAAGAAGAAGAAGAGGAGGAGGAAGAAGAGGAAGAGGAGGACGAAAUAGAAUCCACUGCUGAAGAAAAAGAGGAGGAAAAAAAACAAGUCCCACCUGAAGGAAAGAAACUAAUAGAGCCAUCCAAAACGCUGAUGAGAGGAACCAAGACGAACAUCUACUUUUUGUCAAAUAAAGAAAUGGUGCAAACGUUGAUGUGCUACAAUUACAAUUGCAACGCUGUGGUCUUCGAAAAAGACACCUUUCUAAGGUACCUGUACAUGAAAUCUAUCAGCAAUAUUAUUCUGAAUGAGCGCAUGAUUGACGAGCUGUGCAAGCAGGAGGAUUUAAAAUACGUCCUAACCAGUAAUGCUAUAGUUUUAGAGUCUACAGAUUUUCUCAAGCCACUCAUCAUAGAGUUUGAGUCAUCCAUUUCGAAGAGGGUAUUCGUUAGGCAUCUCAAGCACAAUGCAAGGAAAGAAAUAGACAUGAAAAAAUACCACGAUUAUAUGGGCGAACUUAACGCGAAUGAAAAAAUACGUCUCAUGAAAAUUGAAAGGUUCCACUCCUUCAAUAAGAUGAUUCAGUGCAACUGACUUUCUUCUCCUACGUGUGGAGUGGGCAAAGUUACGCAGAUGAGGAUGGACUCCCAUGGGAACAUCCUCUUUAUGCGAAACGUCGUCUUGACAAAAAACUCCCGCCGAGGUGACGCAAAUGUGCACACGUGUGUUCCAUUUUGCCUCUCCGGGUAAUAUGUGCACCGCUGCACACCUUUUGUAUAAUAUCUCCACUCACCCCCUGCUGGAAGGGGCCACUUAAAGGUUAAAAAAUAAAACCCAUAGAUGUUUUGCAAUUUUGAACAGCGGACGCGUCACACAUAUGGCCCGCGUACGGCGAAAAAAACAAUGUCCACGUGGGACAUGGGGGAUUAUUGCAUACCCUCCAUGCGGUAUACUUCGCUCGUGCGCGCAGCAUACCUUUCGCGUUUUCGCCGUUUCCCCAGGGGAAUUUACACACCCCUGCGCAGUUUGCAUUAUUCUUCUUGUAGUUUGUUCUUUUAUUUGUUCUCUGUUUUUUUAUUUUUAUUUUUCCCCAACUUUUGCCUUUCCUUUUUGAUAGACCCUUCUCCUUUAAACUGUAUUAGUUCCCCUUUUGCAAUUCUGCGCUUGGCUGGUUCGCCAUGCCGGUAAUUCGCGCCCCUCAAGUUGGCCCUACCUAAGCGUGAAGCUUCCACCGUUUGGGGUAUCCUCCCCGUUUUAAUUAUGGCAUCGUUUGUUCUUAAUUUUGGGACCCCUCCGCUGCGGCUGCGGCUGCUUCUCUUUCCUC
This is a messenger RNA of Plasmodium vivax (malaria parasite P. vivax), 1843 nucleotides long. RefSeq lists its product as hypothetical. The coding region runs from base 1 to 1113 and encodes 370 amino acids. The transcript has 2 exons. NCBI's taxonomy places the organism in Eukaryota, Apicomplexa, Aconoidasida, Haemosporida, Plasmodiidae. The record is from RefSeq and is a predicted model, not a curated record.